This is a messenger RNA of Durusdinium trenchii, 1396 nucleotides long. Lineage: Eukaryota; Dinophyceae; Suessiales; Symbiodiniaceae. The record is from the annotation of a GenBank genome assembly.
GAAAGACGAGAUAUACAUUUAAGAUACCAUGUCAUCACCCUUUUGGGUGGAACAAAGACGAGAAGUAGAGUGAGAAGUAGAGAACCCUGUGAACCCUGUGAGGAGCAUGGUUCUUCCACGGGGGGGAGCAUUUUCCCAUCCACUUCCAUGACUCGUCUCUUUCAGGGAGGAGCUGUUUUGCAGCCACUCGCCCGUCGUCUCGCUUCUUGGCCGUGGAGCGACGAUGGAUGGGGGGCAAUCCGUUGGAUGCAGAUUGCUGCUGUGAAGUGAUGCUGCAGUGAUGCUGCAGCUAUGGCAGGUGAGGCUCUUUUUAUUCAGUGAAGCCUUUAAUUCUCUUCAGGUGGUGAGUCUGGAAGUGUCUCAUGUGCAGCUGAAGCCAGUGUCUGUGGGAGUGUCCGGGGUGGUCAUGCAAGGUGCCGAGGUCUCAGCGACGGCGAAGCCCUUCUUCGUGCUUCCGCAACGUCUCAGUGAAGAUCUCCUGGUGAGUGCGUUGGAAGAGGCGCAACGACUUCAGAUGGACGACCACGAGGAUGAGGCCGAUUGGCUGCCGGCCUAUGAGACGUACGUCAUGGAGAAGGCGACCAUGGAUACAUUGGACCAAGGGCUUCGAUCCGCAGUGAUCGCGCUGGAACAGGCGGCCUUGCCCUUAGUCCAAAAGGCCUACGACUGUCCAACCUGUGUCUCGUGCACGGGCUUCGUCCGCAGGUAUUUGCCGCAAGAACGCAUGCGUGUUCCCCCCCACUUCGACAUCACCGCCUAUGCGACCAUCAUUUUGCCACUGAGCCCCCCUCAGAACUACACCGGCGGCUUUUUCGUGCAACCCACCGCGCAUGUGGAUUCGCGGCGCUUUGUGCCUUUGGGCCUGGGAGAUCUUGUGGUCCAUGAUUUCACGCUCAAUCACGGCAUCGAGGUCCUCCAUGGCGGUCGCUACAGUUUGAUCCUCUGGAUCUCCGAGACGUUGGAGGCCUGUCACGGCAGUCACACCCCGUGGCAUGCGCAGCGCGCGCGCGACGGCGACGCGGUGGCGCAGCAUUUGUUGGGCAUGAUGUUCAGCCACGGCAACGGCGCGCCUCAGGACGACCUGCGGGCGUUGGAGUGGACCUUAUUGGCUGCGACGAACGGCUUGGCCAACGCUCAAUUCAGCGCUGGCACCAUGUAUUUCGAAGGGAAAGGGGCUCCCGUGGACUACAAUCGGUCCUUCUACUGGUACGAAAAGGCCGCGGAGCAAGGUGAUGCUUCCGCGCAGAUCAUUGUGGCACGGAUGUAUUGGGAAGGCUUGGGAAGUCCAGCAGAUUCAGAGCUUGCUGCGUACUGGUACCGCUUGGGAUCGUUACAGGCUGCCAAAGGGGUUGCACUCUCUGGACCCCAGUGGCUCCUUUAUUCCUAGAAGAUCGAC